Nothobranchius furzeri (turquoise killifish) is the source of this 2286-nucleotide messenger RNA. Its product is annotated as solute carrier family 2, facilitated glucose transporter member 1. NCBI's taxonomy places the organism in Eukaryota, Metazoa, Chordata, Actinopteri, Cyprinodontiformes, Nothobranchiidae. The record is from RefSeq and is a predicted model, not a curated record. Gene Ontology annotation, cellular component: apical plasma membrane; basolateral plasma membrane; plasma membrane. Gene Ontology annotation, molecular function: D-glucose transmembrane transporter activity. Gene Ontology annotation, biological process: response to insulin; dehydroascorbic acid transport.
GAAUGAAGGGGGGAGCCGGGGGAGGACGAGUUGUUUACACGGACUUUGGACUCGAUGCUUGUUUGGGUUUCAUGAGGUUUUUGUUUAAAGAAGAUAAAAUUAAAUUAACCGCUGGGAUUAAAGACGAUUCUCUGUUUUUCAUAAUCCGGUUCUGAGAUCUGGACUCAGAGGAGAGAUGGAGUGCAGCGGCAAGCUAACGCCUCACCUGAUGCUAGCUGCGGGGACGGCUGUCAUCGGCUCUCUGCAGUUUGGCUACAACACCGGUGUCAUCAAUGCACCUCAGAAUAUCAUUGAGAGCUUCUACAACAAGACGUGGACCGGCAGGUUCUCAGAACCCAUCUCACGGAACACCCUGACAGCUCUGUGGUCUCUCUCUGUGGCCAUCUUCUCUGUGGGAGGGAUGAUCGGCUCCUUCUCCAUCGGGCUCAUUGUCACCCGCUUUGGCAGGAGGAACUCCAUGCUGGGGGCCAACGUUCUGGUGGUCUUUGCUGCCGCCUUCAUGGGUUUCUCUGAGCUGGCGGCCUCCUUUGAGAUGCUCAUUAUCGGACGUUUCAUUGUGGGCCUCUACUGUGGUCUCUCCACUGGCUUUGUGCCCAUGUAUGUGGAGGAAAUCUCACCAACAUCCCUCCGUGGAGCACUGGGCACGCUGCAUCAGCUUGGAGUGGUGAUCGGGAUUCUCCUGGCUCAGGUCUUUGGGAUUGAAUCCAUCAUGGGGAACUCCUCCUUAUGGCCACUCCUGUUGGGUUUUACUCUUCUGCCGGCCAUCCUGCAGUGUGCCCUGCUGCCGUUCUGCCCUGAGAGCCCUCGCUACCUCCUCAUCGACUGCAACGAGGAAAGCAAAGCCUGCAGUGCCUUAAUGAAGCUACGAGGCACUGACGAGGUGAGCGAGGACAUACAGGAGAUGAGGGAGGAGAGCCAGAAGAUGAUGAUGGAGAAGAAGGUGACCAUUCCUGAGCUGUUCCGGUCUCCAGUUUACCGCCAACCCAUCCUUGUUGCCAUCAUGCUGCAGCUCUCCCAACAGCUGUCUGGCAUCAAUGCCGUGUUCUACUACUCAACCGGUAUCUUUGAGCGGGCGGGUGUGUCCCAGCCUGUCUAUGCCACCAUUGGUGCCGGAGUGGUCAACACCAUCUUCACUGUGGUUUCUCUGUUUGUUGUGGAGCAUGUGGGCAGGAGGCCCCUUCACCUGAUUGGUUUGAUGGGGAUGGCCGUCUCAGCUGUUUUUCUGACCGUCGCCAUGGCCUUGUUGGUAAGGGAUCAGCUUUGGAAAACCCCUCCCACUUCAUGGACGACUCCUGUAAACCCCGCAGGUGUUCUUGGGAUUUCUGCUUUGUUUUCUGCUCAGGAUCAGCUCAGCUGGAUGUCUUAUGUCAGCAUCGUGGCCAUCUUCAGCUUUGUGGCAUUUUUUGAAAUUGGCCCUGGCCCCAUCCCGUGGUUUAUCGUGGCUGAGCUCUUCAGCCAGGGGCCCCGGCCCGCCGCCGUGGCUGUUGCUGGUUUCUGCAACUGGUCAGCCAACUUCCUGGUGGGAAUGUUCUUCCAGUAUGUGGAGCAACUCUGCGGGCCGUUCGUCUUCAUCAUCUUCACCGUCUUGCUGCUCGGGUUCUUCGUCUUCACCUACUUUAAGGUUCCGGAGACCAAAGGCCGUACCUUUGAGGAGAUCUCAGCAGGUUUCCGCCACUCCGCCAGUCAGGGGGCCGACAAGUACUCGGCCCCGGAAGAGUUCAACACCCUGCGGGGUCACGACCCCGACCUGUGAACGCUGCCAAGUGGAAACACACAAAUCAUUUAUUCUUUUUUUUUUAGUUUGAUAUUCAAAGUUUAGUUUCAUUUUUGUGUCAACCACAGAUUUUGUUCAUAAACCCAGAAACAAAAAGUAAUGUUUAUGUUUUAUAACUUUUUUCACACCUAUUAGUUAACAAUUUAUGAGUUUGUUUUAAUUUAAUUAACAGUAAUUUGUUUUGUUUUAGGUAAAAAUCAAUUCUUUAAUAUUUAAGUUUUCUUUAUUUCAACUGGUCAGUUAUGAUGUUUCAGUGUGUAGGUGUUUCCUGUGAUUAACUCAUUCAUUUCGUCCCAUUUCUAAGACGGUUUCUGUAUUUAGUUUAUUCUAAUACGUUAUUUCUAAAGUACAUUUACAAAGAAGUCAGUGUUUUGUUACAAAAAAUGUGGAAAUUAUGCCAAAAAACUUGAUUUCUCUGUUGUUUCUGUAGAAAAGAGAGUUUUAAACUUUUGGUUCACAUAGAAUUUAUAUUCAUAGAGUUUGGAAUAAAAAAUAAAAUAAAUAAAAACCCA